AUGCUAAACACACUAAUCCAUAUUUAUAGACCAUAUCUAGAAUCACGACAUUCCAAAGCACAAUUGGAAUCAAGAUAUUUGAUAUUUAAGAAAGAAAUAGUUUCAGAUAUUUGGUGUCUGUUAGGUUUUGAUAGAUUUCUUCAAAAUUUACCAAUAGAAAUAAUUCACAAAUUGUGUGAAGCUUUUGGAUUUACUGAGGAUGUAAAUGAUAAAGAAAGUUUAGAGCUAGCACUUAAAGAGGAGAUAUUGAUUAUCGGAUUUUGCGAAAUUAUUCGCAAACAAGAGUUAAAAAUUCUUAAUGCAGCUCUCACAUCUGUUAGAGAAAAUUUUAAAUCAUUAUUUGAUCAAUAUCCAUUUUUUGAGGAUUCGUAUUGUGUUUCAGAUUAUUUUGAUGAGCAAGCGUAUGCUUUAUUCUUUCUUUCAUUCAGUUUUCCUCAUAUAAGAAAGGAAUUUAUUGAUUAUAUUCAAAACUCUGAGCAAAUACUGAAAAAGCUUAAUAAUAGAUCAUUGAAGAAAAUUCAAGCCCUCUCAUUUACCAAUGGUCAAUCAGAAGAAUUGGUAACAUCAUCUGAAAAGGAUGUCCUUCAAUUACUUGCAAAAAAUCACACAAAGCAAGACAAAAAUACAGAGAAGGGUGUCAAGGAAGAAAAAAAUACAAAGAAAGAGAAAAAUGAUAAGAAACAAGAAAAAUCAGCGGAGAAGCAUGAAAAAGAAAAGAAAGUCAAUAAUAUUAGUGAGCCAUCUGUGUCAACUAUCCCAACUAAAACCUCCAACAGAAACGAUAGUAAACCUUUUGCCUCACCUAAUGAAAAGAGUUCAGACGAGGAUUCAGAAGAAACCUCAAACGAACCAACCUUUCCAUCAAGUAAAGGAAGGGUUAAAAUUGAAAAGGGUGUAACAGCAACUGAAAUUUACACCAACUAUUCAGCCAAAGAGAUUUAUGAUAUUUGUAAACUAUUGAAAAUCAAACUUGCAGGUAACAGUACUGAGCGAACAAGACGAAUUGUUAAAUUCCUAAAUGAUGGAAUAGUAGAAGCUAAACGUAAGAGAAAACGCAGUGCAUCCUCCAAAUAUGCAUCCUCCAAAAAAUCAAAAUAA
Molecule: messenger RNA, 1098 nt
Organism: Naegleria gruberi
Lineage: Eukaryota; Heterolobosea; Eutetramitea; Acrasida; Naegleriidae
Exons: 1
Coding region: 1-1098 (365 amino acids)
Source: RefSeq, a predicted model, not a curated record